Messenger RNA from Anisakis simplex (herring worm), 615 nucleotides. The record is from the annotation of a GenBank genome assembly. Lineage: Eukaryota; Metazoa; Nematoda; Chromadorea; Rhabditida; Anisakidae.
AUGCAUAUAAUCCUUUCAGGUGAAGACUUCCUAUCAGACAGCGACUGGGUGUCUGUUGCAACUCGUUCAUGCACUCCGGUCGAAUGUGAUUUCCCUCGUCAGUUAUGCAUGCGACCGUCGGGUAAAUUCAAUGAUGAAUCUACUAACCAAUGCAGAAACAUUCCUGAAACUUGCAUAACUGCGGCAAAUAAUGGAGUUCCGCUUGGUACCAGUGCACCAAAACUUGUACCGUCAACAACAACACCUACGAUCCCCUCAUUGAUACUAACCAUCGCAACAAAACCCCCUCUGCCCAUUCCGGAACCCUCGCCCUUACUUCCACCCAUAACCAUACCGUCAACCGUGGAAGUGACCGCUCUACCGAUUGGACCAGUUCUACCAGAAACGUUUGGAAUAAACAUCUGUGAGUUAGGUCUGCCUCAAGGACGAUUUUGCGGUUUUCUCGAAAAGUUUGCCUAUAAUCGGUUAGUUUCAGUUGAGUUUCUCUCUGAGUCAUACCAUGCUCCAUUGAUCGUAUCAAGCAUAAAAACAGCGAUAAGACUCAGCCGAAACUUAAAGUUCAUUCUCCUCAUUCGAGUCAAUACGCAACCUGAUGACGAUGCUUUCAAUGAGUAA